AUGCGCGAGAAUGCCGUGGCUGAAAACGUGCUCGGCACAAUCGGUACAGUGCUGUGGUCCUUCCAACUGGUGCCGCAGAUCCUCAAAUCGUAUCGCUCCAAGGAUACCGAUGGACUGUCUGCCUGGUUGCUCUUCAUCUGGGUCGCGGGCUCCAUUCCACAAGCAACCUAUCUCGUGGUUCAAAAUAUCAACAUUCCGCUCAUCAUUCAACCCCAACUCUUCUCCGCUUUUGCCAUCAUCGCCAUGGCACAAUGCUGGCACUACUCGCACCGCCUAUCCACGUACAGAUGCAUUCUUGGUGCGCUAGCAACAGCAGCGAUAGCGGGCACAGUCGAAGUCGCGUUUUACUUCCUAUGCAAGCUCGGCGAAAAUAGGGGCACCUCAGCUGCCACCAAAACCAUGGGCAUCGUAGGUGCCGUCUUGAUCGUAGCAGGCCUGAUACCACAGUACUACGAGAUUUUGAGACUCAAAGAGGUUCGAGGCAUCAGUAUGUGGUUUUUGGCCAUCGAUUGUUCAGGUGGUGUGUUUAGCUUGUUGAGUCUCGUCUUCAAGCACAGCUUCGACGCCAUUGCUGCUGCCAACUAUAUCGGUAUCGUUGUGUUGGAAGUGGGUAUCUUUGGCUGCUAUCUCUUUCUCAAUCCGAAAGCUGCUCGUAGACGCUUGCAACGAGAGCGGUCAUCUUCAGAGGUCGGAUCGCAGCCAGCAGCAACAACAUCAACACCACUGCCACCGCCACCGUCAUCGACAACAGCAACAUCAGCAGCACCAACAAACCUUGAUCUCAAGAACCCACAUCAGACGACAACCUCCAAUGACAACACACCAGAUUGGUCAGCACACACAACAUGCGACGAAAAGCAAUCGCUCACUCUGGCAACCCCGGUACAACCGAAAUGA
Messenger RNA from Mycosarcoma maydis (corn smut), 897 nucleotides. RefSeq lists its product as uncharacterized. Lineage: Eukaryota; Fungi; Basidiomycota; Ustilaginomycetes; Ustilaginales. Bases 1 to 897 code for a protein of 298 amino acids. The record is from RefSeq and is a predicted model, not a curated record. The transcript has 2 exons.